Paramuricea clavata is the source of this 1166-nucleotide messenger RNA. Lineage: Eukaryota; Metazoa; Cnidaria; Anthozoa; Malacalcyonacea; Plexauridae. The record is from the annotation of a GenBank genome assembly.
GUACACACGAUUAUAGCAGCAAUAAUCUCAACGCAUCCAAUACAUCCAUUGGUGCUCAGCCGCAAGACACCCAACGUGAAACUGUUGAUAAUGCAGAGCAAAUAGACAUUGAAGGUGAAGAGGCUAUAAGAAGAUACAAAAAAGCAGUUAUAUGUGUGGAUGAAACGGAUUACAAUUCGAUCAGAGCAAAAGCUUUUCAAUAUUUGGGAAAGAUACUUACUGAACAUUUCGAGUAUAAGAAAGCAAUCGAGUAUUAUAAGAAGGCACGUAAAAUAUCCCCAGGCUUUGAGGCAGAUAGGUUGGAAGUAGAAGCAUACGAAUGGUUAGGCUAUAACCACCUGCAAGUUGGUCACUACCAAGAAUGUAUUGAGUAUUACAACGAACUGGUAAAACUUGCAUCGCAGCUUAGUGACGAAAACAGGAAAAUUCACGCUUACCUGGGAAUAGGAAGUGCAUUUAAAAAUACUGGCGACCUUAAAUCAUCUCGAAAGUAUUACGUAGAAGCUUUGACAGUAGCCAAACAGCUUAAUGAUGCAAGACUCGAAAGAGAAGCUCAUAUAAAGUUAGGACAUGUUUACUACGAGUGUGGUGAAUUUGAUGCAGCUCUCAAAUCGUAUCUCAAAGCUCAAGAGAUAUCUCGUAGUGAGAAAAAAGUACCUGUACGUGGUCAAUCUUUGCCUGGGCUAUUUUAUCUCUAUGGUAGACAAGGACAAGAUCGGUUUCUGCACCGGGUGAUUUCUCGUGUUCUUGAUAGCAGAAAAGAUGUAGCAAAUAUUUCGAUCGGUUUCAUGCUUGGAAACACCUUCCAACAAUUGAAGCAAGAGGAGAAAGCAAUUGAAUCUUAUCAACAAGCCAUAAAUAUUAGUAAAGAAUUAAAAGAUAAAGAAAUGCAAAUGAUCGCAAAGCAGAGAUUGGGAACUUCUUGUUUAACUUUGGCAUCAGUUUGUAGUAAAGAUCGUGAUUACGAGACGGCCGUAAGAUGGUACAAAGAAGCAUUAGAUGCUUUUGGAACAGAACCCAAUAAUUGCCUCCUGCGAGAAAAGGCCCUUACUGGGUUGGGAGUUGCCUGGUUUAAUCUCGGAUGUACUGAAAAGGCAAUUGAGUCGAUUCAAGACGCUCAAAAAUGUGCUAUAAAGGAAGCAGACACAGGUAUUUAUUUCAGAUGA